UAAUUUUUUUGGCAAAGAAGUCUCCGUCUUCUUUCGGAUGGAUGGCCGAAACUUUGGGCGAGUCGUAGCUGAAAAAUUCUACCCCGUUUAAUUUUAGGCAUAUGCCGUAGGAGCUGAUUUUUCACGUAGGCGACUGAAGUAGUGCUUUCUUGGCUGUUGGAGCUUCAAGCUCCCGACAACUUCCACCAUGCCGCGAAUUAUGAUAAAAGGUGGUGUGUGGAGGAACACAGAGGAUGAGAUCUUGAAAGCGUCUGUAAUGAAAUAUGGCAAGAACCAGUGGUCUCGUAUUGCAUCGUUGCUUCAUCGCAAGUCUGCCAAGCAGUGCAAGGCCAGAUGGUAUGAAUGGCUAGAUCCAAGUAUCAAGAAGACGGAAUGGAGUCGUGAGGAGGAGGAGAAGCUGCUUCAUCUGGCCAAGUUAAUGCCAUGCCAAUGGAGGACCAUCGCUCCCAUCAUUGGCCGAACGGCCGCACAGUGUCUGGAGCACUACGAAAUGCUUCUAGAUCGGGCACAGCAGAAAGAAGGCGAUGGCGACAUCGAAGACUCCCGGCGACUGCGCCCGGGUGAAAUCGAUCCCCACCCGGAGACGAAGCCAGCCAGACCCGACCCGAUCGACAUGGACGAAGACGAAUUAGAGAUGUUGUCUGAAGCCCGUGCCCGUCUUGCCAACACACAGGGAAAGAAAGCUAAGCGCAAGGCUCGCGAAAAGCAGCUGGAGGAAGCACGACGAUUGGCAACAUUGCAGAAGCGUCGUGAGCUGCGGGCAGCAGGCAUCGCCGCUCGCAAGUUCCAGAAGAAGAAGAAGCGUGGCGUGGACUACAACGCCGAGAUUCCGUUCCGCAAGGAGCCAGUCGAAGGCUUCCACGACACCAGCACAGAGCACUUUGACGCGGUUGAGCCCGACUUCAAGCGUCUGCGGCAGCAUCACCUGGACGAGAAUCGGCGCGACGAGGAAGAACAGCGUGAUCGUCAGAAGGACAAGGAGCGCGAGAAGAAGAAGAAAGAGUCUGACGCGCUCAGCCACGUCAUGCAGCUCAACAAGAUGCACAACCCGGAGCCCGUCAAGAAGCGCAGCAAGCUGGUGCUGCCCACACCGCAGAUCUCUGAUCAAGAGCUGUCCGAGGUUGUCAAGCUAGGGUUUGCCAGUGAGAAUGCACGCGCUCUGACCGAGGAUGGCGAUGCAUCGUCGCAAGCUUUACUCGCCGACUACUCGGUCACGCCGAGUACGCUCACACAGCUGAAAACACCGCAGGUCUCGCUCCAAGACAGCAUCCGGCAGACUGGGUACAUGGCACAUUUAGGUACACCGCAGGUCGGUUCUGUUCAAGACUCCAUUAGACAGGCUGGCGAGACACCGCAAGCUUCACUACAGGACAGUGUCAAGCAGCCGGAGAUCCGAGAACAGCUUCGAGCCGGUCUGGCCAGCCUUCCCAAGCCAAGCAACGACUUUGAGAUCGUCAUGCCUCAGGUGCCGGAGGAGGUUGGUGAUAAAAGAUUACCAGAGGAUUAUGUGGAAGACGCUGCCGAAGUGGAUGAGCGGGCGUUGGCUAAACGCAGGGCUGAAGAGGAGGCAGAGCGUCGGUUAUGGUCGCAGGCCGUCCAGCGCGAUCUGCCCAGACCCAGCGGUGUGAACACGUCUAUCCUACGACCACCGGAGCUGCAGCUCAACGAACUGCAACAGGCGGAAGAACUGAUCAAGCGCGAGUAUCUGAUCACCCUACGUCACGACUCCGUCCACCACCCCGUCCUAAAGGACAAGGCUAAGGCAACGGCCAUUGCCAACGCUCGCAAGGAGAACGAGCUGGCGCUCACUGCAAACCCGCUGCAGCCAGUGUCCGAGGAGGACCUCAAAAAGGCAAGGGAGCUGUUGAAAGAGGAAGAAUCGCUUGUUCGUCAGUCGAUGGGUCACGGGGAGCUGACUCUGGAUACGUACACUCAAGUCUGGGAAGAAUGCUACAAGCAGGUCCUAUAUAUCCCCGGCCAGAAUCGCUAUACUCGCGCAUCGCUGGCCAGCAAGAAGGAACGACUUGAAGCCCUGGAGAAGCGUCUUGAGAGCAAUCGUCAAGCCAUGCAGCGGCAAGCCAAGGCGGCCAGCAAGCUGGAGAAGAAACUCAAAGUCCUGGCCGGUGGUUAUCAGUCUCGAACACAAGGCAUCCUGAAGCAGAUGAGCGAGACGCAAGAUCAGGUCGAGGCCACGCUGAUCGAACUGAAGACGUUCGAGGCGCUGCGCAUGCAGGAGCUCCAGGCCAUACCGAAACGACUUGGGACCCUCAAGGAAGAGGUGACGCAGCAGCGCGAGCGCGAGAUGGACCUGCAGCGUCGCUACGGCGACCUGCUCCUGGAACGCGACUCAUUGCUACGGGCGACCGGCGCAGCGACGGCAUAGUUGCCACGCCGACUAGCAACAAGCAUGCCAACGCCCGCCGCGCACCUGUCCUUGUGUGUGCACUUGUGCAAUCAGAACGAUUCCUAUCUUAUUGGUACGACCAGUGGAAGAACGGAUGCAUCCGUGUGUUGAGUGUUGUCUGCAUCGCGUGCCCGUCGCCUUCAGUAGUGGUUGUUCAUACCGUUGCUGUUGUGUCUGUGCUCUGCGUUUGUUCGCAAACUCCGUGUGGUGUAUUGUGUUGUCGUGGCCGGCCGUGCUUGCCCGUGCCCCGAAGAAAAGCCCUCCGAUGUUAUCGCAGCGCAAGGAGUGCAAACUAGUAGGACAUCCCAGGGCCCCGGCUCUGCCCUCACUGGACGGGGUUUCGUCUAAAUUUGGCAAUUUGGUCUAAAUUUGACCCUCGCUUGUGUGUUUUUGAUAGCAUGUUUGAAGAGGUGUGUUUUACACAAUCUUUUCAUUCUGCUACCCGUUGGUUGCCUUUCCUGUCGUUGCUACUGUUCUUAGUUCUGCGGUGGUGGUGUUUUUUCUACACAAAUCUCUGUGAGUGCGUUGUGUGAAUUGAAUUCCGCUGGUUUUGUUGUGUACCACCCGCUCGCCCUUAAUUGUGAACUUGUACGUUGACUUUGCUGCGAGUACUAGUACUGCGGUGUUUGCAUGUGCUGGGCUGGCAGUAUACAUAGGCCGCCAUGUCCAGCCACCACCGAUCCCACCCCUUCUUUCCAUGUACACUUAUGCUCUGCAGACGCUGCCUCCCGUGCAUGCGUGCUGUGCAAUCUAUUAUGCAGUAUGGUAGUUGUUGUGGCUGGCCGCACCUCUACCGCCCCGCUCUCUCUCUCUCUCUCUCUCUCUCUCUCUCUCUCUCUCUCUCUCUCUCUCUCUCUCUCUCUCUCUCUCUCUCUCUCUCUCUCUCUCUCUCUCCCCCCCCCCCCCCCCUCCUCCUCUGUUGCAGUUACGGAUGGUACACCAUGACUUCUCUCUGUGACUGCACGUGUAAAUAGCAAGCUCUCUCUUUUCGUAACACAUCGUCAACAUUGCAUAUAAGGAAUCUCCUUGAUACAUUCUACUUGUGUGAAGCAUA
Sycon ciliatum is the source of this 3458-nucleotide messenger RNA. RefSeq names its product cell division cycle 5-related protein-like. The record is from RefSeq and is a predicted model, not a curated record. Gene Ontology annotation, biological process: mRNA splicing, via spliceosome; regulation of transcription by RNA polymerase II. Gene Ontology annotation, cellular component: Prp19 complex; spliceosomal complex. Gene Ontology annotation, molecular function: DNA-binding transcription factor activity, RNA polymerase II-specific; RNA polymerase II transcription regulatory region sequence-specific DNA binding. NCBI's taxonomy places the organism in Eukaryota, Metazoa, Porifera, Calcarea, Leucosolenida, Sycettidae.